UUUCCACUGGCACUGGGAAGGGGGACAGUACUUGGAACAGUACUGUAAUAAUUUGAUUAUUUGAAUCAAAACAAUUCACAAACGUUAUUAUACUGACUAAACUUCUUAAAUUUAAAUAUUUAGAUUUGCACUAGUUUCACUCCGACAACAAUUGUUAAUUGUUUUGAUUCAAAUUUAUAUUACAUUACUGACUACAGAAAUUUGAAAUGUUUGUUGAUUUUCGUUGUCCAAUCAGGGUUGAGUGUAUUUUGAGUUGUUCAACGACUUCCGCUUUUUGUCCAGCAAACCCGGCACGCGGAUAUAUUUUGGGCGAAUUUUGUUAUUCCCUCACGGAUUUCAGAGCGAAUUUAAGCUCUUUGAUUAAAGUAUCGUUGUUUUGAGAGUUAUACGGUAUCAUUCUUGCAGGGGAUAUCGAUUAAUUGUGAAAGAAAUGCAUUAAAGGCGAAAAAUCGAGGAUAGUUUCGUGUGACAUAUGCCAGUCUGGGCUAUUUUGGUCUCAAUGUUUCCUUCCUUCCCUCGUUAUAAGGAAGGCACAGGCGGGCGCGGGCAAAUCGAGCCUGGGCCUCCUGUGCUUUAUACUGGAGGAAUUCACCCCCUGAAAAUAUUCAAAAUGGCAGACAUUCAGGGGGUGAAUACCUCUCAUACUGUCUAGGAACAUGACGAGUGCAUUUUGAUGGCAGGUCAUGGCGUUUUUUGGCUGAGUCAGUCUUCUGCAUCGUGUCUAUUCUGUGGUAUCUGCGAGUGUUCAUCGUUGGAUAGAAAUGACGGUACAAGUGUUUCCACGAAGGAUUUUUGCACAAUGUUCUUCAAAUGGGAAAUCAUAAAGUCAUAGAGAUAAAGUGGAAACAUUUCCAGCAAACAUUGAUUGAUAUCGAUUUGAUUGUAAAAUUUGAAAAGAAAUAAAUUUUGUGUGAACGUGGAAUUUCCACAAUUCAACGUGGCAAAGUUUUGAAAUUAAUUUAACGUAAAACAGUUGUGUUUUUCUUUAUUUAUGUGUGAUAAUUGUGCAAAGUUGUGUGUGAAUAUUGUGUAGAAAUGUCUCGAGGAAGAAAAGAAAUUUUAUGUUUGUUUGAUGUGGAUGGAACAGUCACACGGCCACGGCAGGUCAGUUUUGCAUUUUAUCAUGACAAAAAAAGAGUUCUCUCUUGUUUGUUGUAAAAAUUUGAUGUAUAGAUAGUAGGAUGUCUCUGACUUGCUGGCUGGUAUUUCGAUUGAAGCUUGUUGUUCACAAUGUUGUUGUUUUUGUUGUUGACAUAUAUUCUUCUUGUUCACUUGCUUAAUUUGGCAAAUCAAUAUAUCCAAGUGCUAUAAGGGGCGGACCAUUAGAAAAGUGAUGGGGUCGUACAAGUUAGAAAUAUCCCCCCCCCCCCCAUCACUUUUCUAAUGGUCCGCCCCUAAUUAAAUCACUGUCAAUUUAAAUUGCACGCCAUCAGAAAAAUCACAAAAAAUAAUUAAACAUUAACCAGAUUGAGUGCCAACACUCUCUCCUUGGGAAAUAAAAUAAUCAGACAGUAACAGCAAAAUAAUAAAUUAGAGCUGUAGGUAGCCUGCGUGGCAGGCCCUCGGUUUUAUGGGGGGCCUGAUUUGUAAUGGGCAGGGUUUUGGCAGGCACAGGGGAGGACCCUUGUCCUGUGCCUUGUUCUUCCUAGCUACAGGUGUAUGUACUACAGAGCCUGAAAUAAUUUUUAAAUUUGUCCGGCAAAACUUCCAAGCAAAAUGAAAUUUGACCGGAAAUUUUCAAAUUUGGUCGGAAAUUUUUUAGUUUAGUUUGAUCGCCUCCGUUGAGUAAAUUAUGUCAAGCAUGCAGUAAAUCACUCUACUUGUAAUAAACAGCCUAUUUAACUGUCCUGAUGAAGGGCCUUUGCUCGAAACGUCGAGGAAACACAUUCUUUAUCUUCCAGGUCGUCAAAUUAACAACAAUGAAAGCAGUCACUCUGACUCGUAACUCGUGCACUGUCACACAUUUAAGUUAACUAAACUUUGUUUAAAGCAUGCUCUGAUCGAAGAAACUUUGAUAACUUUCCAGUUGAUUACUCUAUAUAAGACUAGUAUAGAUAAUCUAAGACUAUAGAUACUGCACUCACUGUGCUGAGCGCCAACCCGAUAAUUAAAAAAACAAAACAGAUUAUCAUAUUUUUUUUCAACAUUUAUCCGGACGAAACUUCCGAUCAUUUCGGCAUUUGGUCGGAAAAACUGGAAAUUGGUCGGAAAACCGCCAGCUGUUAUUUCAGGCUCUGUAUCACAGAAUACCGCAAAAAUUUACAUGUUCCAUAUCUUUUGUCUAAUGUAUAUAAUAUGGUUCCUUAAUAUUUUUUAGUAUAGUCUAUCGAUACAUUUUUUCUUCCUGGGGGUUUUGGGGCAAGAUUUCAUAGACUUAAUUAUUUUUUUUAAAUGAAUAUUCUGUGGGAAAAAUUUCCAAUGUACCACAGAAUACCAGUGCAGAGGUAAGUAAGCAACGGCUUAUCAAAUUGUACCAGGAUUUGGUGUGUCAUUUUGUAUGAUAAUACUGUGGGAUAUUGCUAACUUAAUUUAGUGAAAGUUAAAACACUAAAAUCAGUAAAGAAUACCAGUGGUAUAACCAAAAAAUAUCAGAUUUAUCAAUAAUUUUGAAAAAUUCAGUUUUUCAAUGGUAAAAUUGAUUACACUGUGAUUCCAGUGUAGUAAUAAUGUUGUGUUGCAUAGAAAAAGUAUUGAUCAACAUAAAUUAUGCUGGUUUGCGAACUUAUUUUUAAACAUUCAGAUUUUACAGGCAUUAUACGAAAAAAAGUACCAAAAAUAUAGAAUGUUACUUCUUGUUAAUCCUGAAUAUUUUUAGGAAUUUUUAAGAAAAUAUACAUUUUUUGUUUUUAUUAUGUCAAUUAAGACUAAUAACUAAUAUAUAAUCACAAAAAUAAAGUUUAUAGCAUAUUUCCUUCAAAUUUUAUAUAAGAAAUAAAUAAGACUGGUAUUCUGUGGUACCGUGGUAUUCUGUGGUACAUACACCUGUAGAUGUGCUUGGUGAUUCCAUAAAACUGAGAGCCUGCCACACAGGCUAAGCUGUAGGGCAUAUCAUGCUCCCGUAUACCGUCCUAUGAAUGAUUUAUCCCUUGGAUAGUCACCAGACCAGCUGCAUGCAAAACUUGUGUUGAUUAAAAUGUUUUCACUUGCAGAUGAUCACAAAUGAAAUGAAGGAAUUUUUAUUUCAACUUCGAGACAAGGUUGAUGUUGGUAUGGUGGGUGGUUCGGAUUAUUCCAAGGCACAGGAACAGCUGGGGGGAGGAGACGGUGAGUAGUGUUUUGCACCAAAUUUCCCAACAAUUUCUAUGUGCAUGCAUUCAAUCUUUAUCCGAUUUACAAGGCAAGCUGAAGAUAACCUAUCAAAUAUAGAAAUCUUGUUGUUUAUUUAACAACUUUUACAUUUUAGUGUACAAACAGUAUGACUAUCUAUUUCCUGAAAAUGGUUUAGUUUCUUACAAACGUGGAGCCUAUCACGAAACACAGGUUUGUCAUCCGAUAAAUUUGAAGAUUUCUUUUUAAUAGUUAUAUAAAUUAUGUGAAUUUUGUAACAAAAAAUUAUAAAGAAGAUUAUAGAAUGAUAGUGUUCUUUUUUCAAUCAACAGAAUAUAAAGUCAUUUCUUGGGGAAGAAAAGAUUCAGAUAUUCAUCAAUUUUUGUUUGAAAUAUUUAUCGGAAAUAAGCAUUCCUGUAAAACGGUACAGAUUUUGAAAAUAGCCGCACACCAUUGUUUUCUGAUCUGUUUUCUGAGUGGUCUUCAUUCUGUGAGUGUCUAAAAUGUCUGUUUAUUUUUGCAGAGGUACGUUUGUUGAGUUUCGAAGUGGGUUAAUCAAUAUUUCUCCAAUUGGUCGUAACUGUUCACAAGAAGAACGAGAUGAAUUUGAAAAAUAUGAUAAGGUGAUGUUGUCAUCUAUUACCUUCUCAGGGCUAUGUUUUCGUCCGUGUUUGUUUGUUUGUGUGUCUGUCAACACAAAGUAACAUUGUCCAAGGAUAAAUUGAUUAAAUUUGAUUGAAGAUUGAAUGAGAAAUUAGCAAACAUUUCUCUUGCUUUGCCAGGCAAAAUAAACUGGAUGUGUAAUGGACCAUUUGCAUUAUAGACUAAAUUUUGAUCUACUGUAGACAAAAGUUUCAUCACAGCUUGAAAGAGCAUCACAAAAUUAGUAAUAUUCCAAAGUUUCGUUGCGAAAUGUUGUAAAAUGCGGAUAAUAUAGCCUUGCGAAGUUUGCCGUUUUUCAGUCAUUUUGUAUUACCCACGGGAAAUUGACAGCCCAAUCGGGUGUUGGGGCAUCAAUUUCCCGUUUGUAAUACAAAAUGACUGAAAAUUGCAAAUUUCGCAAGGCUAUAUUAUCCGCAUUUUACAACAUUUCGCAACGAAACUUCGGAAUAUUACUAAUUUUGUGAUGCUCUUUCAAGCUGUGAUGAAAUUUUUGACUAGAUCAAAAUUUAGUCUAUAAUGCAAAUGGUCCAUUAGCCCAUUGUAUAAAUCGUGAUUUAAUUUGCUGGCGGAGGAACCAAAUCUUCCCUAAAUAGAAAGCUGCGGUUUGAGAUUCAAUCAACUAUAAUGUGUCUUUCAGACAGUUGAAUCUCAAUCCGCUGCUUCCUGGUGUCGCUGGGACAAACUGUUAAAAUCUUCUUUAACCUUUAGAUUCAUAAUAUAAGAAGAGAUUUUGUGGAAGUGUUGAGGAAGCAGUUUGCCGAAUAUAACCUCAAGUUUUCUAUUGGCGGACAAGUCAGUUUUGAUGUAUUUCCUAUUGGCUGGGAUAAAACAUAUUGUUUAAAACAUGUUCAACACGAAGGAUACAAACAAAUACAUUUCUUUGGUGAUAAAACAUGGGAGGUGAGAUGGGUGCCAAGUUUUUCAAGAAAAAGUUCUGUGUUCUUUAGUAAUUAGAAACAAUGUUAAUUAUGUAUACCAUAUAUAAUUAGAGUUUGAUUUGUUUCUUUAUAUCUGUAGGGUGGCAAUGAUUAUGAGAUAUUUAUGGAUGAGAGGACGAUUGGACAUACAGUUCAGAAUCCUUCAGAAACAGUGACAAUUUUACAAGAACUUCUAGACAAUGGAACCUUUAGCUAGAUAUUAUUAAACUUUAAUUCAAUAAAUAAUACAAUUACCCAUGUGCCGCAUUAACGCUGUGGUCAAAUGUCCUCGCAUAUUUACUUCUUGUAUUUAAAAGAUAAUACUAAAAGUAGUAUAGAUAGAUAGAUAGAUAAACUUUAUUUAACCACGCUAACCCCGUCAACUGAAGCUGAUUUCCACAGGGGGCGUGUAUAAAAGAAAUUACAGAAGUAUAAACUUUAGAAUAAUUAUUUACAGAGUAUUAGAAAUAGUAUUAGGCAUGCAGGUAUUAAAGUAAGUAAUGGGAAUAUAACAAUCUAUUUACAUUGUACAUGACAACAUUUGUUGUCUAAUUAAAAAUGUGAGCGGCAUUUUCUUUUGGCCUUUUACUAUAUUAUAGUAUAUUCCAUCUCUAAAUAUUUCUGUACAAAAUACUGUAUUCAAUAUUCAUACCCAUAGAAACAACU
Paramuricea clavata is the source of this 5513-nucleotide messenger RNA. The record is from the annotation of a GenBank genome assembly. NCBI's taxonomy places the organism in Eukaryota, Metazoa, Cnidaria, Anthozoa, Malacalcyonacea, Plexauridae.